This is a messenger RNA of Neopelma chrysocephalum (saffron-crested tyrant-manakin), 2880 nucleotides long. It is a transcript of the gene OSBP, whose product is annotated as oxysterol binding protein. The record is from RefSeq and is a predicted model, not a curated record. The transcript has 14 exons. Gene Ontology annotation, cellular component: membrane; cytosol; intracellular membrane-bounded organelle. Lineage: Eukaryota; Metazoa; Chordata; Aves; Passeriformes; Pipridae. Gene Ontology annotation, molecular function: sterol binding. The coding region runs from base 153 to 2201 and encodes 682 amino acids.
GUGGCGGGGCCGGUGCGGGCGGCGGCGGGGCCGGUCCCGGCUCGGCCCGCGAGGGGUGGCUCUUCAAGUGGACCAACUACAUCAAGGGGUACCAGCGCCGCUGGUUCGUGCUCAGCAACGGGCUGCUCAGCUACUACCGAUCCAAGGCGGAGAUGGGCCACACGUGCCGGGGCACCAUCAACCUGGCCACGGCCAACAUCACUGUGGAGGAUUCCUGCAACUUCAUCAUCUCCAAUGGCGGCGCCCAGACCUACCACCUGAAGGCCAGCUCUGAGGUGGAGCGGCAGCGCUGGGUCACCGCCUUGGAGCUCGCCAAGGCCAAGGCUGUCAAGAUGCUGGAGGAGUCAGACGACUCCGGCGAUGAGUCGGUGUCGCAGACGGACAAGACGGAGCUGCAGAAUACGCUGCGGAUUCUGUCCAGCAAGGUGGAGGAUCUGAGCACCUGCAACGACCUGAUCGCCAAGCACGGCACGGCCCUGCAGCGCUCGCUCAGCGAGCUCGAGGCCCUGCGCCUGCCCCCCGAGAGCACCGACAAGAUCAAGCAGGUCAACGAGCGGGCCACGCUCUUCCGCAUCACCUCCAACGCCAUGAUCAACGCCUGCAGGGAUUUCAUGCUGCUGGCGCAGACGCACGGGAAGAAGUGGCAGAAGUCGCUGCAGCAGGAGAGGGAUCAGCGGAUCCGGCUGGAGGAGACGCUGGAGCAGCUGGCAAAGCAGCACAACCACCUGGAAAGGGCGUUCCGGGGGGCCACGGUGCUCCCUGCCGGCACGCCCGGCACUGGCGGCUCUGGGAAAGAUCUGUGCUGCCCCUCCAAAGGUGACAUGAGCGACGAGGAUGACGACAACAACGAGUUCUUUGACGCCCCCGAGAUCUUCCCCAUGCCCGACAUGAUGGGCCACAAGAGAACUGGGAGCAACAUCAGCGGCACCAGCAGCGACAUCAGCCUGGAUGAGCAGUACAAGCACCAGGUUGAGGACACCAAGAAGGAGAAGAGAACCCGCAUUCCCUACAAACCCAACUACAGCCUCAAUCUCUGGAGCAUCAUGAAGAACUGCAUCGGGAAGGAGUUAUCCAAAAUUCCCAUGCCGGUGAACUUCAAUGAGCCACUGUCGAUGCUCCAGCGGCUGACAGAGGACCUGGAGUACCACGAGCUCCUGGACCGGGCGGCCAAGUGCGAGAAUUCCCUGGAGCAGCUGUGCUAUGUGGCCGCCUUCACCGUCUCCUCUUACUCCACCACCGUCUUCCGCACCAGCAAACCCUUCAACCCGCUCCUGGGGGAGACCUUCGAGCUGGAUCGGCUGGAGGAGAGUGGCUACCGCUCCCUCUGCGAGCAGGUGAGCCACCACCCCCCGGCCGCUGCCCACCACGCCGACUCCAAGCACGGCUGGACGCUCCGCCAGGAAAUCAAGAUCACCAGCAAAUUCCGAGGGAAAUAUCUCUCCAUCAUGCCUCUAGGUACCAUCCAUUGCGUCUUCCACUCAUCCGGCAACCACUACACGUGGAAGAAGGUGACUACCACCGUGCACAACAUCAUCGUGGGGAAGCUGUGGAUAGACCAGUCGGGUGAGAUCGAGAUCGUCAACCACAAGACGGGUGACAAGUGCAACCUCAAGUUUGUCCCUUACAGCUACUUUUCCCGGGACGUGGCGAGGAAGGUGACCGGGGAGGUGACGGAUCCCUCGGGGAAGGUGCACUUUGUCCUGCUGGGCACGUGGGAUGAGAAGAUGGAUUGCUACAAAGUCCAGCUGGGAACGGGGGACAACGGAGCCGAGGCCCGGCCGCGAGCCCACGAGUCCGAGGACAGUCGGGUGCUGCUGUGGAAGCGGAACCCGCUCCCGAAGUACGCAGAGAACAUGUACUACUUCUCAGAGCUGGCGCUGACCCUGAACGCCCCGGAGAGCGGGACGGCUCCCACGGACAGCCGGCGGCGUCCCGACCAGCGGCUCAUGGAGAACGGGCGCUGGGACGAGGCCAACGCCGAGAAGCAGCGGCUGGAGGAGAAGCAGCGGCUCUCCCGCAAGCGCCGCGAGGCCGAGGCCGCCCGUGCCUCUGAGGAUGGGACCCCCUGUGAUCCCUACAAACCGCUGUGGUUCGAGCGGAAGAAGGACCCGGUGACGCAGGAGCUGGCGCACGUCUACAAGGGGGGGUACUGGGAGAGCAAGGAAAAGCAGGACUGGAGCCUGUGCCCGGAUAUUUUCUGAGCCCAGCGAGGAGGAGGAGCGGCGGGAUGGGGGGGAUGAAGGCCAGGACCCCCCCCCUUCCGUGUCUGUCUUAAGCGCCCGCUGUCCCCGCGCCGGCCGGGCUUUGCCUUAGCCCACCCAAACUGACCUUGGGGAGCGGGAGCCAACACAGCCCCCCCAGAGCCGGGCUGGAAUGGGGGGGUCCCUCAUCCCACCCGCCUCCCUGGCACCCUGGGGUGGGGGACACAGCCACCCCCAGGGUGGGGGGUCCCCGGGGUGAGCCCGAGGCUGGCCUUGGUCUCCCCCCACUCCCCACUUUUCUUCCCGUCCGCCCCCAGGAGUUCGGGUGCUUUUGGGGUACGGGAGGGGCCAGACUCCCCCCCCAGCCUGUUCUAUAGGUGUAUAUUAUAUAUAUGUAGAGAGCAAUCGGGGUCCCCUUCUCCCCCUGCCCAGGGGGAGCCUUCCCCAGCCCCCGCUUCGGGGGGUCCCCCCCCUCCCAGGGGUGUCCCCCACCCACGGGGACCCCCCUAUGAGGUGCCUUCCCUGUAGGUUUAGGGUGGGGGGAGAGAGCUGUCCUGGGUUUUGGGGGGGUUUGCACCCUCAAACACUACAGGGGGGGGGGGAGGCAGUGUGGGGGUCUCUGUACCCCCAAACCUGAAAUCGGGGGCUUUUGAUGCCUUUUUAUUUUAUUUUUUUCUUU